Molecule: messenger RNA, 555 nt
Organism: Neofelis nebulosa (Clouded leopard)
Lineage: Eukaryota; Metazoa; Chordata; Mammalia; Carnivora; Felidae
Product: multifunctional methyltransferase subunit TRM112-like protein
Biological process (GO): tRNA methylation; rRNA (guanine-N7)-methylation; peptidyl-glutamine methylation
Molecular function (GO): protein heterodimerization activity
Source: RefSeq, a predicted model, not a curated record
AUGUCAACACAAGUUUAUAGUUGUAACAAAUGUACCACCCUGGUGGGAGGUGUUAAUAAUGAAGGAGUCUAUAUACAGGUGUGUGAUUUGAAAGAGCUCGUUGAACAACGCAUCAGAACACCUGAGAUCAACUUUGGGGACCGAAGCAGUGGGAAUUUAACAAGUUACCUGGUCACUCUGGGUUGUGGGCUGGAAGCAGAUGGUGUUAUCUUCCUCGCCCACUUUGCAUAUGGCAAAAACAGCGGGUCGAACCCUGCGCAGUUCGACCUUGACUUCGUGUCCCGUAUGAUACCCGAGGUGGAGUGGGCAGCGCUCCUGGAGGUGGCCACUACCUUGCUUCUGGUUGAAGUGCCCGAAAGGCCGAUUCAGGAGGAGCAUGAUGAAGAAUUUCAGAAGAUGCACCACUCGCUGCUGGAAGGGGAUGUGUCAGAGGGCACUUUGCAAAGUCCCGAGAGCGGACGUCUGUCCCGCAACACCGGUGGGAUCCCCAACAUGCUGCUGAAUGCGGAAGGUGCCCAGACUUACCUGUGCCAGGUAGCGGUUUUCAUGCUGUGA